AUGAUUAGAGGUGUUCCUUUGUUUGUCCAUCGUUGGGAUCCUUCCAAAGGGUUAAAGAAACCAGAACACUCUUCAUGUCCGUUAUGGGUGAAACUUCAUAACAUUCCUUUAGUUGCUUUCAAUAAAGAGAGGGUUAGUCGUAUUGCAAGUGUCUUGGGUAUUCCUAAGCAAAUGGAUUCUUGCACUGCUUCAAUGUGUGAAAAAACUUGGGGACGCCUUGGUUUUGCUAAAGUUCUUGUUGAGGUUUGGGCUGUGGUUGAUCUAAAACGGAAAAUCGAUGUUGAAAUCCCAAACAUAAAUGGUGGAGAAGCCGAAAGUGUGCAAAUUCAAGUAGAAUACUUAUGGGAACCGAUUCAAUGUUCCCAAUGUCAAAUCGUUGGACACAAACUUUCGUCGUAUGUUAAAGCAGCUAGUUUGAAUAAAGGAAAACAAAUUGAUGGCCGAAAAGAUAAUGAUGGGUUUACUAGAGUGGCGAAAAAACAAUGGCGGGUUAAAGGUGGAAGUAAAGCCAAUCAUUCUAAUGGUAGAACGGAUAAUGGAAGAAAGGAAUCACACCCUCUUGAGGCGUCUUUGGGAGUGAAUGUUGUAAGUCAAGAAAGGGAAAUAGAAGAGCCUAUGGUUUCUAAUAAUGUUGAGUUGAUGGAUCCUCCUUUGCCAGAGGGGAGGGAUGCGUUGGGUGAAUCAGGUAAGAAUAAUUAUGGGCCUUCAUCUUCUUCUUCUAAGUCUUCGCAUCAUGCUAUGUCUACUCCUACCCCACUAAUAUCUUCUGUGAUCAAAAAAUUUCGGUUGCCGAGACGAGGGGUUGUGAUAAACCAUGUUGAUUCUAAUCAGUUUGGUGUUCUUGAGACUUUAGGGGAAGAGACUUCUCGGGUGGACAAUCAUGAUGAGGUGGUCAAUGAUCUUACUGACGUUCAUGGAAUUUGCUUCAUGGAAUAUCCGGGGGCUUAA
This is a messenger RNA of Cynara cardunculus var. scolymus (artichoke), 948 nucleotides long. RefSeq lists its product as uncharacterized. Bases 1 to 948 code for a protein of 315 amino acids. Lineage: Eukaryota; Viridiplantae; Streptophyta; Magnoliopsida; Asterales; Asteraceae. The transcript has a single exon. The record is from RefSeq and is a predicted model, not a curated record.